Molecule: messenger RNA, 1557 nt
Organism: Didymodactylos carnosus
Lineage: Eukaryota; Metazoa; Rotifera; Eurotatoria; Philodinida; Philodinidae
Source: the annotation of a GenBank genome assembly
AUGUUUACAUCAAUUAUUUACAUUAAAAAAAAUUGUUCUCGUCUAGUCUAUUUAAUUUUUUUAUUACAACAAAUUCAAUGUAUAAACUCUCUCCAUCUUGUUGGAAAAUUCGAUACUCAUUCAUUUUUUCGUUUAUUGACGAAAUUUGGUGUACAAAAAACGGAUCAGCAUAAUUCCGUACAAACAUACGGUUAUAUCUAUGGAAAUAUAUCAGCAACAAAUCAACCACUAUGUUUAAAAUCAUCUGAAACACCACUCUCUAAAUUAUUCGCCAAUCAAAAUUUAUCCACAUGUAUUAGUAAAGACAUCUAUUUCACUAUAUUAGAUUAUGAUUAUUUUUCAUAUUUUUACAAAUAUCAUCAUCCACACUUAAAACCGACGAGUGAAACAUGCCAACAAAUGAUGAAAAAUAUAGAAAAAAUUGCUUACGAUAGACAAUGUUUUAAUACAGGCAAAGAAGAUUUCUUAAGACGGAUACCAUGUGAAAAAGGUCAAUUGUGUCCUGAUGAAGAUAAACCACAAAAUGUUAUCAGUAAACAACAAUUCACAUUCAAAAUACAAGAUAUCAAUCAACCAAGAUUUUGGUAUUUGAGUUUAAUUGCUUGUCAUUGGAAUGAUAAAUGCCAGUGGGAAGUAGUGAAUGAUUCUUAUGAAAUCGAUUAUGAUAUUUGGAUAGUAAAUGGAAAUCCAGAAGCAAAAAUUGAAAAUCGUUUUGAAUAUCAUUUUUCAUAUGAUUUACAUGAUAUAAUUGAAAUCUAUUUAAUUUGUGUUCUGUUAUACAUUCUGAUUCCAUUACCAUUUGUUCUCUACAAUAUUCAUUCAUAUCAGUAUAAACAUCCAAUUAUUAUUGCUUAUUUACUAUUUCAAUUUUUAUUUUUUAUUGGAAAUUUAUUUUGUUUACUACACUAUCUGUUAUACGCUUACAAUGGAAUUGGACUUUAUGUAUUUGUACAAAUUGGAAACUUGACGACCAUUAUUGGAGAAUCUGUUUUAAUUUUAUUACUGUUGUUUAUAGCAAAAGUUAUCGACAGUAAUCAUUAUCAAACAUUUUCCAAUUAUUUAUCGUUGUUAUUAAGAUGUUUUGUUAUGUUAUUAUUUGUCUAUGAACUAAAAGAGACAACACGCGAGGAAAAAAAUACUGAGAAACUACAGUUUUUUCAUCAUUAUGGAGCAUGUUGCAUGGUAUGGUUUAUCUAUCCUACAGCGCUAAUCUUCAUUAUGUCAUUUGUUACCGAACUGUACCGUCUAAAAUUGAUCAUCAGUGUUGUCACAUUGGUGAAUUUUUUAAGUGUUCUUAUUGUAUCUUAUAUUUUGUUUUCCCCGAAAAGUUUUCUAUCUAUACCAAAAAUAUCUAAGCAACGUGUUGAUCACGAUUGUAGUUCAACAAAUUAUAAUAACAAUGGUUUUGUUAAAAAUACACCAUAUGUACACGCCAAAUCCGAACUGACGAUUGGAAAUAGUACUUUUCAUGCACAUUCGGAUGAUGACGAUGAAGAAGAAGUCGAAGUUUAUGGUCCAACUCAUGCAUUAUUGAAUAAUCAAAAUGAAAAAGCUUAA